Messenger RNA from Thunnus maccoyii (southern bluefin tuna), 4637 nucleotides. It is a transcript of the gene washc4, whose product is annotated as WASH complex subunit 4. Gene Ontology annotation, biological process: endosome organization; endosomal transport. The transcript has 33 exons. Gene Ontology annotation, cellular component: endosome; WASH complex. The record is from RefSeq and is a predicted model, not a curated record. Lineage: Eukaryota; Metazoa; Chordata; Actinopteri; Scombriformes; Scombridae. Bases 98 to 3610 code for a protein of 1170 amino acids.
GAGCACUAGCGACCAUUCACAAAAUCAUAAGACCCAUCAUGGGACUAUGUAGCCCCACUUUGUAACAGCAGUGUUUUGGGUCACCUAUGCUGGCACUAUGGCGGUAGAAACCAUCGCACCAGACUGGGAGUUUGACCGUUUUGACGACGGUUCACAAAAAAUACACACAGAGGUUCAACUGAAGAACUACAGCAAAUUUCUGGAGGAGUACACAUCUCAGCUGAAGGGCAUUGAGGAGGCUCUGGAUGACUCUAUUGGAGAUGUGUGGGACUUCACUCUGGACCCCAUCGCCCUGAAGCUUCUCCCAUAUGAGCAGUCUUCCUUAUUGGAGUUAAUUAAAACAGACAACAAGGUCCUGAACAAAGUCAUUACAGUGUAUGCUGCCCUCUGUAGUGAAGUGAAGAAGCUCAAGUAUGAGGCAGAAACCAAGUUCUAUAAUGGCUUAUUGUACUAUGGAGAGGGAGUGUCUGACACCAGUGUUGUUGAAGGAGAGUCCCAGAUUCAGAUGGGCAGAUUCAUCUCCUUCCUACAGGAACUGUCCUGUUUUGUAUCAAGAUGUUAUGAAGUGGUCGUCAACAUUAUUCAUCAGCUGGCUGCCCUCUACAACAGCAACAAGGGUGCAGCAAAAAUCAUUGAGUCAUCAGGUGUCCAUUUCCAGAUAGUGUAUGAGCACCUCGGGGAGUUGUUAGUGGUGCUGCUCACACUCGAUGAGAUUAUGGAAAAUCACGGCACACUAAAAGAUCACUGGAAGAUGUAUAAAAGAUUAUUGAAGUCUGUGCACCAUAACCCUGGAAAAUUUUCCAUCCCUGAAGAGAAACUGAAACCAUUUGAGAAGCUCCUGCUCAAGCUUGAGGGACAGCUGCUGGACGGCAUGAUACUGCAGGCCUGUGUGGAGCAGAGAUUCGAUGAUCCUGGGGAAGGAGUAGCUGUUGCCAAAAACAGUGCCUUCGCUGAGGAGUUUGCUUUCAACAUACGCACCAUAUUCACCAAUAUUGAGUCCAAGAUUGGUGAACCUUCAGAGAUUGACCAGAGAGAUAAAUAUGCUGGCGUCUGCGGUCUCUUUGUUCUUCACUUUCACAUCUUCAGGAGCGUCGACAAAAAGUUCUACAAAGCACUGCUAGAUGUCUGUAAAAAGGUCCCAGCUGUCACUCUGACCGCUAACAUUAUCUGGUUUCCUGACACUUUCCUCAUCGCUAAGGUCCCAGCUGCGGCCAAACUGAUAGAUAAGAAGAGUCUUCAGGGCAUCAGAACGCAGAGAGACACCUACCUGCAGCAGAGAGCUCAGACCCUAACAAAGGAUGUUCAGUCCUACUAUGUGUUUGUGACUUCCUGGAUGAUGAAGAUGGAGUCCAUCUUGUCUAAGGAGCAUAAAAGUGACAAGUUGGCAGAAGACCUUAACAGCAGGUGUAAUGUGUUUGUACAGGGUAUCCUGUAUGCAUACAGCAUCAGCACCAUCAUCAAGACCACCAUGAACAUGUACAUGUCGAUGCAGCGGCCCAUGACCAAGACCUCCGUCAAAGCUCUGUGUCGACUGGUUGAAUUGCUAAAGGCUGUGGAGCACACAUUUCACAGGCGGUCCAUGGUCGUGGCAGACUCCGUUUCUCACAUCACUCAGCAGCUGCAGUCACAGGCCCUCAACGCCAUUGGCAUGGCCAAGAAAAGGGUGAUUUCUGACAAGAAGUACAGCGAGCAGCGGCUGGAUGUGCUGUCAUCUCUGGUGCUGGCAGAAAACGCUCUGAAUGGACCCAGCACAAAGGAGCGACGCCUUGUGGUGUCUCUGGCUCUCUGUGUCGGCACUCAGCUGAAAACUUUCAAAGAUGAGGAGCUGCUUCCACUGCAGCUUGUGCUGAAGAAGCUGGAUCUAAUUAGUGAGCUGAGUGAGAGGGUCAAGCUUCAGUGUGACUGCAGUUUCCUUUACUGGCAUCGAGCUGUGUUUCCCAUCUACCUAGAUGAUGUAUACGACAACGCCGUGGACGCAGCACGACUACACUAUAUGUUUAGUGCGCUGAGGGACAGUGUGCCAUCCAUGUUGUACGCCAAACACAUGGAGUCAUGUGACCAGCUACUGGAGAGCUACGACAAGGAGAUUAUGGAUGUUUUCAACGAGCACCUGCUGGACAAGCUGUGUAAGGAGAUUGAGAAGGAUCUGCGUCUCUCUGUCCACACUCACCUGAAGCUGGAUGACAGGAACCCCUUCAAAGUUGGCAUGAAGGACCUGGCCCACUUCUUCUCCCUCAGACCCAUCCGAUUCUUCAACCGUUUCAUUCAUAUCAAAGCCUAUGUGACCCACUACCUGGAUAAAACCUUCUACAACCUGACCACAGUUGCUCUGCACGACUGGGCCACCUACAGCGAGAUGAGAAACCUCGCCACGCAGCGCUACGGACUUACGAUGACAGAGGCGCACCUGCCCAGCCAGACCCUGGAGCAGGGUUUGGAUGUUUUGGAGAUCAUGAGGAACAUCCACGUUUUUGUCUCUCGCUACCUUUAUAACCUCAACAACCAGAUCUUCAUAGAGAAGGCAAGUAACAACAAGCACUUGAACACCAUCAACAUCCGUCACAUCGCCAACUCCAUCCGCACCCACGGCACAGGCAUCAUGAACACCACGGUGAAUUUCACCUACCAGUUCCUGCGUAAGAAGUUUUACAUCUUCAGUCAGUUUAUGUACGACGAACACAUCAAAUCCAGACUCAUCAAGGACAUCCGCUUCUUCAGAGAAACAAAGGACCAGUCUGAUCAGAAGUAUCCAUUUGAGCGAGCCGAGAAGUUUAACCGUGGCAUCAGGAAACUGGGCAUCACUCCUGAUGGACAGAGCUACCUGGACCAGUUCAGACAGCUCAUCAGCCAGAUUGGUAAUGCCAUGGGUUACGUGCGUAUGAUCCGCUCUGGAGGCCUCCACUGUUGCAGCAGUGCUAUCAGGUUUGUCCCAGACCUGGAGGAUAUAGUCAACUUUGAGGAGCUGGUGAAAGAGGAGGGACUGUCAGAAGAGACCCAGAGAGCUGCUAGUGUGCUGGAUUCAGUGUUGGGAGAUCUGACCAGCAACUCUGCCGAGGGGACGGAGUACUUCAAGAUGCUGGUGGCAGUGUUUGCACCCGAGUUUCGCAGUGCAAAGAACAUGCACCUGAGAAACUUCUACAUGAUUGUACCCCCUCUGACUGUGAAUUUUGUGGAGCAUUCCAUCAGCUGUAAAGAGAAACUCAACAAGAAGAACAAAACUGGAGCUGCUUUUACAGAUGAUGGCUUUGCUAUGGGUGUUGCAUACAUUCUGAAGCUGCUGGACCAGUAUCUGGAGUUUGACUCGCUGCACUGGUUCCAGGCUGUCAGAGAUAAGUACAAGAAAGAGAUGAACGCCGUGGUGAAGGAGCAAAAUGUGCAGUCCGCCAGCCAGGAUGAAAAGUUACUGCAAACUAUGAACCUCACUCAGAAGAGGCUGGAUGUCUACCUUCAGGAGUUUGAGCUGCUCCACUUCUCCUUAAGCAGCGCCCGGAUCUUCUUCAGAGCGGACAAGACUGCAGCCGAGGAGACUCAGGAGAAGAAGGAUAAAGAAGAAGCUGCUAAAGGAGGUACCCCAGAUGGCUCCACCCCCACUGAUCCUGCCUCAAAGUGAUGCUCACGUGUUGGAUUGUCACUCUUGAGAAUACUUUCAAAUGAGUGAAGUAGACACAUGGAUAGAAGAUGAAGAGAAGAUCUCAAGCAGCAGCUGCACGAAGACGUGCGUUUCGAUGAUAAAAAGACUGGAAACUGGAUAAAACAGCAGACAAGGGAGGGAGAAUGUAGGAUUUUUAUGUCAGCGAUCAUCUUCAUCAGAGAAAGAAUUUGUAUUCAAAGUGCUACUGCAGGAAGUGUCUUUUUGUUUUGUUUCCAUUCAACAGAAACAUCGAUUUAACAUCCCCAUGGCUUUCAAUUUGUAGCAUUUACGCAAGUGACUGCAAUUUGAAAACGUCAGUUGGCAUAACGAGCGUAAGGUAAAAAUUAAUCCUUUCCUUUGCCACGCAGCCUUUUGAUACUUUUACACUCAGUCUGGACAGACUGGAUUAUUUUUCUACAGUUUCUCAGCUGCAUGUGUGUUCUCUGCUCAUCAGGGUUCAAUCUUUGACUAAUUUGCAUUUGUGUUUUGAUUUCAGUGCUGCAUUAUUUCUUUGUUGGUGUUCAGUGUACUAAUUGUGAUAACAUGAUUGUUCACAGCCUUAAAUGGCAGCUCUGUUCUUAAUGCCUGUGUAGAGUAGCAGACUAUUGAGGACUCUUGAGAAUGUUUUUCAAUGUAAAAUCAUCAUCUUGUGUGCCAUAUUUGUGUACUGCUAAUUUGUUUCAUUUUAUACAUUGUAUAGGUGAAGGUGUAUGUGCCUUUCUAAACCGUGGAUGUGUGUUUCAGUAACAUAAUGAAUUAAUAGUACAUCUAAACACACAAUCCGGUGAGUGUUGCACAAUACUGAAGAGUCAUUAUUUCUCUGCAGCACUGAAGGUAUAUCAUUACAGUUUUAACAUGCCUCUUGAUUUUAUAUCUAUCAACAUGUGGUACAUGUGAUAAUAAGGCCAUAAUUUGGUCAAAAUUACAUUCCAUGAAUUAACUUGCUUGAAGAAGAAGUUCUGUAAAGUCUUUGAAGACUAAUAAAACUUGCACUUUUAACUUAGAA